AGAGAACUCAUUACUGCGCCUUCCAAACAAAUGGUGCGAUCCUGUGCUCAACUCACCUCCUCCUUAGCUUACCAUCUGGAUCUCAGUCUCACGCCGGCAGCUUCGCAUAUCCCCACUAUCCUUCGACGUCCCCGUUGUUGUCGCCAGGCUCUAUGACCAUGUCUCGGGCGGCGAUCUUGUGAACCUGCCCCUCCCAUCUUCCAAGUGCUAGCACGUCGAGGCCGUUCGAGCUCCCGUCACAAUGUCCAUCAGCGCCAGCAGGGCCUUUGCGAGGCCCGUGGCCACUCAGGGCCUCUCUCGCAGAUUGCCCUCACUGCGAAGCUUCCUGGGCACAUCGUGCGCCGCGCCCAUCACAGAGCCCGGUGACCUGGCCUCGGUGCCUGCGGCCGUGCCAGACCUGUCCGUGUCCCGGCCGCGCCGCGAGCGCCUGCGCACAGCCCGGCCGUUCUCAGACUUCCUCACGGACAACUACAACCGGCAGCACGACUACCUCCGCAUCUCGCUGACCGAGCGCUGCAACCUGCGAUGUGUCUACUGCAUGCCCGAGGAGGGCGUGCCCCUCUCGCCCCCCCGCGAGCUGCUCACCACCCCAGAGAUCGUGAUGCUCUCGUCCGUCUUCGUGUCCCAGGGCGUCAACAAGAUCCGCCUCACCGGCGGCGAGCCCACAGUCAGGCCUGACAUCCUGCCCCUGAUGCACCAGCUCGGCGCCCUCCGGUCUCGGGGCCUGCGCGAAUUGUGCUUGACCACCAACGGCAUUGCGCUCCACCGCAAGCUCGAGUCCAUGGUUGAGGCCGGCCUGACUGGAGUUAAUCUGAGCCUCGACACCCUGGACCCGUGGCAGUUCCAGAUCAUGACGCGGCGCAAGGGCUUCGACGCGGUCAUGAAGAGCAUCGACAGGGUCCACGAGCUGAACAAGCACGGCGCGGGCAUCCGGCUCAAGAUCAACUGCGUCGUGAUGCGUGGCGUCAAUGACCGCGAGAUCCUGCCGUUCAUCGAGAUGACCCGCGAGAACAACGUCGAGGUCCGAUUCAUCGAGUACAUGCCCUUUGACGGCAACAAGUGGAACAAGGGCAAGAUGUUCAGCUACGACGAGAUGCUCGAGCUGAUCCGCGCGGAGCAUCCCACAUUGCAAAAAGUCGUCGACCACAAGAACGACACGAGCAAGACGUGGAAGAUCCCGGGUUUUGAGGGCCGCAUAGGCUUCAUCACAAGCAUGACGCACAACUUCUGCGGGACAUGUAACCGCCUUCGGAUCACGACUGACGGCAACCUCAAGGUGUGCUUGUUUGGCAACGCCGAGGUGUCGCUGAGGGACAUUUUGAGGGAGUCGAAUGGUGGAGAGCCCAUCGACGAAAUCAUAUACGAGGCCAUGAAAGCGAGCGAGCGGGACAGGGCGCAGGGUCUCCUUGGCCAGCCUGUCCUGGACAAGCUGGCAUCCAGCGAAGCAAAGCUGCUUGAGACGAUUGGUCUCGCAGUGAAGCGGAAGAAGGAGAAGCAUGCGGGCAUCGGCGAGCUUGAGCACAUGAAGAACCGGCCCAUGAUCCUGAUAGAUCCCCAGUCUGUGCUGCCAGCAUGGCAUCGACAAUCACAAAGACAAUCAACACAAAGCCUUCAUAAUCACCAAGAGCCACUGACAAUAAACGCAUUCUCUCCAUCAUGGCUACCAAAGGGCCACAACUCCCGCUCAAUGGCCCUCCCUUUGAGCCACAUCAACAACUCCCGGUCCUCACAACGCCUCGCCCGCCUCUUUUCAACGACAAGGCCUUUACACAACGAGGACAGCAGCAGCAGCAGCAACAACAACAGUAGCAAUAAGCCCCGCGCAUCGUCGCCACCGGCCGGAGGGCCGAAGCUCACGCACGUCUCGGCCAGCGGCUCAGCACACAUGGUUUCGAUCGCCGACAAGCAGCCCACUCGGCGCGUCGCCAAGGCCCGGUGCCGCGUCGUCUUCACCAACGAGACGGCCACCCGGCUGAUCCGGGACAACCAGAACAAGAAGGGUGACGUGCUGGGCGUGGCCCGCGUGGCGGGGAUCAUGGCGUCCAAGCGCACGGCCGACCUGAUCCCGCUGUGCCACCCGAUCGCCAUCACAAAGGUCGCCGUGGAUCUUGUCGUCAACGACCACGGCGAGACCGAGGGCGAGGGCGAUGGCAGUGCUAGCAGCAGCAGCAACAACAUCUCCGAGAGCAGGUACGGGAGCAUCGACAUCCAAGCCACGGUCGGAUGCGAGGGCAAGACGGGCGUGGAGAUGGAGGCUCUCACUGCGGCGUCGGUGGCCGCGCUGACCGUGUACGACAUGUGCAAGGCCGUGGAUAAGGGGAUGCGGAUAGAGGGUCUCCGUGUCGUGCUUAAAGAAGGCGGCAAAAGCGGGGCUUGGGUUGAGGGUGAAGUCGGAGGACAACCCUCGCGAGUUGGCGAGGAAUGAAACUGGAUUAUUGCAUCAUAUACUCAGGCUGUAUGCUUGUGUAAGCACCAAGAAAUAAAAUCGGCUUUAGGAGAGUUUUGUCUUGACCAUGACUCGAGAAAUAUCGAGCUCCUGCAUGAUGAUGACACAUACAUACUUGACCAACCGGUUUACAAGUGCCGUAAGACAAUAGAGCGGCGAAUGCCUCCCCUUCGCCCAGCUGAGGGAUUCAUGUCGAGUUAUUCGUUU
This is a messenger RNA of Microdochium trichocladiopsis, 2653 nucleotides long. RefSeq lists its product as uncharacterized. Gene Ontology annotation, molecular function: metal ion binding; 4 iron, 4 sulfur cluster binding; cyclic pyranopterin monophosphate synthase activity. Gene Ontology annotation, biological process: Mo-molybdopterin cofactor biosynthetic process. The coding region runs from base 242 to 2425 and encodes 727 amino acids. The record is from RefSeq and is a predicted model, not a curated record. The transcript is spliced from 3 exons. Lineage: Eukaryota; Fungi; Ascomycota; Sordariomycetes; Xylariales; Microdochiaceae.